Messenger RNA from Thelazia callipaeda (thelaziosis nematode), 924 nucleotides. The record is from the annotation of a GenBank genome assembly. NCBI's taxonomy places the organism in Eukaryota, Metazoa, Nematoda, Chromadorea, Rhabditida, Thelaziidae.
AUGACUGACACUUCUACUAAAUGCAAAGCCCAGAUAUCCCACAAAUUGCUACAGAAACGUGAUCUGGAGCCUUGUUUUUGGAUAAAUGAACAUGUUUAUACUGGGUACCGACCAACAAAUUUACCUCCAUUACAAUACGUUAAAUGGAUUUUUCAAUGGAAUAAUGAAACGAUUAAUAUAUGGACACAUCUUAUAGGUUUUAUUUAUUUUACCUGGUCUCAGUAUAAUGCUAAUUUUAAUAUAUUACCUUCUGCUAAUGCCUAUCUGCUGGAUCAUGUUAUAAUUACAAUAUGUAUAUUUGGCCUUCAGAUUUGUAUGCUUUUAUCAUCUCUUUAUCAUAUAUUUGGUUGUAUUAGUGCUGAACAAAGAUACUUCCUGCUACGUAUGGAUGUUUUUGGUAUAUCACUAGGUUUAAUCAGCAUAUAUGUAAUGGGAAUUUAUUCAGCAUUCUUAUGCUUUGAGGUAUGGCAAAAGAGUUACUCUGCCUUUUUAUUGGGUUUAUCAUUAAUAAUGAUUUAUUUACCAUGGAAUAUUAAUGUUGCCAGCAUGAGUCUGAUCGGUUCACAGUUUAGUUACGCUCACUUGACCUACUUCAUUAUCGUCACAUUAAGUCUAGCACCAAUGAUUCAUUGGAUUGUAUUACAUGGUGGCUUCACCAGUACCCAUGUGCUGCAAUGGUUACCAAAUUUAUUGAUUUUAUAUGUUCUGGCAGGAUCUGCAUUCAUUUUUCACAUUUCAAUGAUUCCAGAAAGAUUCAAACAUGGUACAUUUGAUUUCAUUGCAUGCAGUCAUCAGUGGUGGCAUGUAAUAAUUUUAUUGGCAAUGCGCUUCUGGCAAAAUUCGAGUUUAGAAUACUUGGCACUCCAUCGUGCAUAUCCAGAUUACUGUUCAACUCUUUGUCCAUUAUCGAAUGUUACAAAAUGA